UCACCCUACGAUGCCUUUCGGGUUAGUUUCCGUGUCAUCGAUCCGUGUGUCACUCGCCAUAAAAUCAUAUGAUUUUCUUUUUUUUAGUCCAUGACAUCAUUGUAUCGGUAAUCUUUACAUGUCCAUGUUGGAAAGUUUUCCGUCAUCAUUCUCAAGUUCCUGUUUAUAGUCUAUGCUCGUCUUUUCUUUAUCUACGAAGUAAACAAGUGACUAAUGCCUCCCAAUGAGUAUCAACGUGGCGCGUAAGGAGAAACCCCACGAACUACGUCUCAUCUGUGAGCCAGGAUCUAGCCAGGAUUCCCCCUCCGCCUCGGACCCAGGCCUCCACUCCCCAUCAGCCGCCCUGGCAUCGCGGCAGGACGCUAACCCUUCCCCAGGCACCCCUUCCAGCCCCCAAUCCGCCCUCCCUGAUGUCAUCUUUGCCCCCAAGCUGGAGUCUACCUCGCUAAACUCGCCAGCCGCUCAGGAACGGCAGCCCCUCUUGAAGCAUGGCACCCGCAGCUCUCUUCUCAAGAGCGUGGAUUUGGACGAUUUCAACAUCUUCAACGACGAUGCGGAAUUCACAGACUUUGUCAAGAAGGCAGAAGACGCCAUAUUCCAGGACAUAUAUCCAGAGAGAAUAAUCCAAGGAUCUAGCGGAAGUUAUUUUGUAAAAAAUGUGGAUAAGAAAACAAUUUCAGUGUUCAAACCGAAGAGCGAGGAGCCCUACGGCCAUCUGAAUCCCAAAUGGAUCAAGUGGUUUCAGCGGACCUGUUUUCCAUGUUGCUUCGGCCGGAGUUGCCUGCUUCCAAACCAGGGGUAUCUCUCAGAAGCCGGAGCAUAUCUCGUGGACAAGAAACUAAGCCUUAACAUCGUGCCCAAGACAAGGGUGGUUAAACUUGCCAGCGAAACCUUCAAUUAUUCCCCCAUCGACCGAGCGAAGGCAAGGACGAAGAAAUUCACGUUAGAGAAAUUUGAAUCACUCGGAAGAAGGUUUCACCGCAUCGGCCUGCCCCCUAAGGUGGGCUCCUUUCAACUCUUCGUCAGUGGAUACAAGGACGCUGAUUAUUGGCUGAGGCGGUUUGACACCGAGUCCCUACCCGAGUCGACGUCCAAGCAGUUCCAGAUGCACUUUGAGCGGCUGGUGGUGCUAGACUACAUCAUCAGGAAUACAGAUCGAGGUAAUGAUAAUUGGCUGAUCAAGUAUGACAAGUCUGAGGUGGACGAGAGUGUGGAUUUAGAGGACAGCUCUGAUUGGUCCAUGGUCAAACCACCUGACAUCAAGAUCGCUGCCAUCGACAACGGUCUGGCCUUCCCAUUCAAGCAUCCUGAUGAGUGGAGAGCAUAUCCUUACCACUGGGCAUGGCUGUCUCAGGCCAAGAUUCCUUUCUCUGAUGAAAUCAAGAACGCAGUGUUACCCAGCCUCUCAGACAUGAACUUUGUUGAAGAGCUAUGCAUAGAACUGAAGGAUCUCUUCUCCAUUGACAAGGGGUUUGAUCGACACAUGUAUGAAAAGCAGAUGUCUGUCAUGAGAGGCCAGAUCCUGAAUUUAUGUCAAGCGUUCCGUGACUGCAAGAGCCCAGUCCAACUGGUCCAGAUGCCCCUGGUGACUGUCGAGAAGAACAGCAAGGACGGCCACCCGGGCAGAGUCAGGCAACACAGCGACUCCUUCACUCAGAGCUUUCAUCAUCGGCAUCCGUUCUUCUCCUGGUGUUAACGUUACCUCAGCAACCAAUGAAAUAAAUGUCUGAAUUUCACAAUUACACAGAUUAUCAGGGAUUGUCAUAUUUUGUGGCUGUAUUUUCGUGAAGUCCACAUGUCUAUUUAGAGAAAUCCUGAACUGCAUUUAUUGACCUGCUAGCUCCGAACCAAAAUGGACCGAUCUGGAGUUUGGCCAUAAGUCCCGCCCAUGUCUGGCAAUUCUUAUGACCAAAUUUGACCGAACUACAGUGGUCACCUGACCAAAAGAAUCGGUCUAAUUGGUCAAGGUGCACUGUAUGAUUGACAGAGGAGGAGGGUCCAUUGUCGUAACUUAGCAACACACUUUAUAGUCUUAGAUAAACCCUAUGAUAAGCACAGAAAGCCUUUUAUUCAUUCAUUAUGUAGUUGAUAGCACUGCAAGCGUAGCACUACAGACAUUACCUGGGUGAGAGUCGAACCUGUAACAUCUCACUUGUAAGUGCAGAUGCCUGAACCAAGCCAUCUAGCGUCUUCUUGUGCUGCCUUGAAAAUUAACUCGUCCACAAAAAUGUAUUGUUUCCUGUCAGGGCAUUUUGUACCAAUUGUGUCAACAUUCUUAACAUAUUUGGUGCUUGAAUUCAAUGACACGAAAGAGUUUCAUGAGAGGAGAGGUAUAGUCCUGUGAAAUUAUUGAACCAAAGACACAAAAUCAGCAUAUUUGUGAUUUGUAAUUUUCCACGUUGAUAUUGCAAUGAUGGUGUUUCUAUUUACUUUAAAAUACUGUAAUUUAACUUUUGGCACUUUUUGAAUGGAAUUUUAUAGGUUCUUCAUUUGACAGGUUUUUUUUGUUAGCAAAUCCUCCGUUGCAAUAAAUUUAAGUUAUCUCCGAUCCGAAGCCACAUCUUGUAAGAAAAAAGUUUCUUAAUUUGCAGUUUCAAAACUAAGGUUUUGGCACAACUCUUUCUUGAAAUAUAAGCACUGAGAAAUUAAGUUCCCCGGCAUUAAAAAUAUAAUUUUGAUUGUAUUGGAUGUGAACGUGCAAUACUGACAGAGCGGAUUCCAGGAUUAAUUGAUGUUGAAUAUUAAUUUUUGACUAUCGUUUUAUUCAAUCUCUUGCAGAUUUAAAGAAAUAAAAAGGCAAAAAAUGCAUAAAAAACGACAGCUAGAAAUGAACAUGUUAUAUUUAUCUGCAAACAAUUUUCUUUGAUUUUAGGUUUAAUUUUUAAAAAAGCCACACAAUUAUAAUUAUGGCUCAACUGCGAUUCAUUCAUUCAGUUUUUUCACAAAUUUAAGGUUAAUUUGUUCAUUUUCUUUUCCUGUAAAUAAUUUGCGUGUGUGUUGUAAAUUUAAGAAAAUUCAAGGACAGAUUAGAUCGUCCUAGUUUCAUAAACAAGUUUUAUGAAUGAAGACAUCGUUGGGAAGGAUUUACUUUAAUAAUUUUUCCAGCUAAAAUUGUUUCCCCCUAUAAUAUAUGUAUUUUCUUCCACAAAUAUUGCCCAGAAAUGUAUUGGUCAUCCAUGCAAUGAGAAUUGAAGUCCUGAGCUUUUCCCCGUCGCAUAAAAAGAUGGAAUUUUCGUGUGUAUUUUCUGUUGUUUUUCAUUCAGAAUUCUUGUCGGCAAUUAAAAGGUGCGGCCAUUUUUCUUCUUCUGUAAUACCCUUUUUUUUUAGAAUGAAGGUGACACAUAUAAGACAAGACGCCCAUACCUAUUUGUGCCUAAAUUCUUUGAUUUUAUGGGCUUCCGUUGCUUGUUUUCUGGUAUUUUUCACAGUUGUUUGUAUAAAGAAAGUAGUUACAAAUCAAGUGGGAAUAAAAACUGGGAAUUUUAAAGCAAAACGGUAUCAAAAUUUGAGGGUUUUACAAAAAACAUAAGAAGCGUAGGAUCAAUUUGGAAGGUAGACCUUUUUUAUGAUGGAGUUGAUGUUUGCUCUUCUCAUCCCAACUUCAAAAACGCUUUAAAUUUGAAAAUGAAACUUUUAAAUAUCAAAAGCAUUCUUUCGAAUUUUUGUUUGCCAAAUCAUGCUUACUGUCAUUUUCUUUAAAGUAGCCGUUUGUUAAAUUUAAACCAGAAAUCAAGCAAAUGUGUGUAAUUUAUUCAAUUAGUUUCAAUUAUUUGAUUGCACUUAUGAUUCCCCCCCCCCAGCAAAUCACAGUGUUGAGAACACCGCUAGAAUGAUAACACCAUCUUCGAUUUCAUCUUCAUUCUGAAAUAAAUACAAGAGGCAAAUGCCCAACAAAA
This is a messenger RNA of Patiria miniata (bat star), 3896 nucleotides long. Its product is annotated as phosphatidylinositol 4-kinase type 2-beta-like. The transcript has 9 exons. Gene Ontology annotation, molecular function: 1-phosphatidylinositol 4-kinase activity. Gene Ontology annotation, cellular component: plasma membrane; lysosomal membrane; trans-Golgi network. Gene Ontology annotation, biological process: endosome organization; phosphatidylinositol phosphate biosynthetic process; Golgi organization. The record is from RefSeq and is a predicted model, not a curated record. Lineage: Eukaryota; Metazoa; Echinodermata; Asteroidea; Valvatida; Asterinidae. The coding region runs from base 224 to 1696 and encodes 490 amino acids.